AUGCAACUUUUUCAAAACACGAAAACUCCGAGUCGCCGUGCUCACUUAGAAAAGCAUAGAAAUUUAAUUUUUAAGGAGACUCAUAUCCUAUUAAUUCAUGACUCAUCAAGCUUCAACAUUCACAUCAUCGCUAUCACUGCACAAAAGCUGCCUGAUCAAUUAGAAUUUCGUAAUCCUCAUCCUCUUCUCAUAGGUAGUGGUUCCAUUUGGGACUUUCAAGCCUCAAUUGCUUUGAGAGAAAAACUUAAGGAUGCAAUUCAUGAUCAUUACAAGUUUUGGAAAGCAGGGCAACGUGAAAAAACAAAAAUACCGGAAUAUUUCAUUCUAGCAGGAGCUGAAGAAGGUAAAUCUCGCACUGCGCAAGAAUUGCCAAGGUUAUUAAUUGAAUGUGCUGACAGCGAUGCCGACUUACAAAACCGUCUUAAAGAUGCUCUUGUAUUUAAUUUAUCGUUUGAAAAUGGGACCAAACUAAUUCGGGGAGACGAAAUUACGAGCUCUAAAGCAAUUUGUAAUCGAAUGCUCUUUCAAUUACUGAAACUGCCUAAUGAUUCUUGGAAUGAUUUUAAGAAUCGAUAUGAUGUAACACCAGAAGAUGUAUUGCGUAGAAUUGCCAAACAUCGCACUCAAGAAUUUAAGGAUCUGAAUGUAAUUAUUAUUCUGGAUGGUUUACAAGUAGCAAUGGAUGAUACUAAAGAUGGAAAAAACAAAAGCAAAAAUUUAUUUUUUUACGAUUGCAUCUCCACACUUGGCAUUCUUUCACUUACUGGUCCAUUUGUUAUUGUCUGUUGUACGGCCACUAUUAGCAUACCUAUUCAUGAUUUCCUUGCCAGUUCACAACAAAAAAGAAUUUUUCUACCAGUUACAUCAUCACAACCUCCGAAAAUAAAUAACAUCCCAGUUUUUAAUGAUAGUUCAACAAUGAAUAUGUUUAUAGAUGACAUGGGAGGUCAUGGACGUGCUUUAGAGGCUUUGGGAGAAGCAGUUGUAAAUAAAGAUAUGAACAAAUUAAAUUAUAUUGAUCUAAUAAACAAUGUGCGAAUGAAUCUUACAUAUAAUUAUUCGGGUUGGUUGACCAAAACAGCUUAUUUAAGACCUCUCCUCCGCAUUAUUCUAGCACAUACAUCUGUUAACAAAGACCAAACCAUCUUUGAACUUGAUGGACAAAGAAUAAAUGUAGAUGACGUAAUACAGUUUGGACUAGUUCGAUUUGAGAGUUCCGAUCCUGACCGUGUUGUUGGUUAUCUAUCAUGGAUUAUGGCUCAUGCAUACCACGAAAAUAUAAAUGAUCCAUUGUUAAGGAAUUGGGAUUUUGCCUACUACAAUGAAGUACUCAAUGAAUCGGGAGAGCCUAGUAUCCCACCUGGUUGCCAAUACUGGCAACAUUUUGAGUAUUUUGUCGCUCAAUUUCGCUCUCUAAAAUCGAAUAUCUAUAAUUAUGAUCAGCGAGUUGAUCUUAGUGUCAUUCAUAAUGGUGCCACUCAUAACUUAGGCCAAGUUUCCAUAUCGAAUCGACAACUUACAUUAUCAAAAUCAGUUGAAAGAAUUAGCACCAAAUCUAAAGAUUAUAGGAAUCAAAAUGCAAAUAUAUUGUGCCAGAAAGGACGAGUCAAUCUUACAAAUGCGAGUCAUAUUAUAAUCAAUGCAUCUGCUGCUAAGUUUGGAGAUUCCUUUUGUUCAAUAUAUAUGGCAGAGACUAAACAAUUACAAACGGAGGCACAUCAGUGCAAAUUAUUGAGAGAACAAAGCAUUUCUCAAAAAAUUUAUGAAGAAGAAUAUAACAAAGCAACUAGUUCAGGAGAUAUUUUCAUCUUAUACACCUCAGAAUCCUGCCAGAAUCUUGAACUCCAACCAAUGUCUGCAAUCGUUAACAAAGAAAACUGGAAAGAAUAUUUCGGUCCUUUUGCUGGAAGAUGUUAUAAUUAUGCCAUGGGGCCACCAGAUAUUAAUAAAGCGACCUUCACUCAGCUGACUGGAAUUGAGAAGAUUGCAAAAAAACGUGCUAGAAUUAUCAUGGAAGAACGAGAUCGUGUCGAAUUUUUUGAUAUUGAUGAUUGUGAAAGGAGAACAAUAAUUCCACGUCAAUAUAUUGAGCCUUUUUUUUUAAAAGGGUAA
Molecule: messenger RNA, 2112 nt
Organism: Funneliformis caledonium
Lineage: Eukaryota; Fungi; Glomeromycota; Glomeromycetes; Glomerales; Glomeraceae
Source: the annotation of a GenBank genome assembly